This is a messenger RNA of Eupeodes corollae, 1017 nucleotides long. RefSeq lists its product as uncharacterized. The record is from RefSeq and is a predicted model, not a curated record. The transcript has a single exon. Lineage: Eukaryota; Metazoa; Arthropoda; Insecta; Diptera; Syrphidae. The coding region runs from base 1 to 1017 and encodes 338 amino acids.
AUGGACGGGGGGACGGAUCCCCCCAAUCAUAACCGGUUUAAAAUCCUCGAAUCAGAGGUAAUUUUAAACCGGAACAAAAAACACAAAAGAAAAUAUAAUGGUGAUGAUUUCCCUAAUCUACCGGUAAUUCAAAACGAUGAUAACGUGCCUCGAUACAUCGUCAUCACUGGUUUAGAAAAAGAAGGCGAUCAAUUGCGUAAAUUAUCUACCUACAAUCCUAUUAGAAUCAAUCGCGGAUUAGAGCACAUUUCCAAAGAUAUAUUGGAGGUUAAGUCAAUGAGGUCAGGUGACUUGCUACUAAAAGUACUUAAUGUUGCAACAGCUGAUAAAUUCAUUAAAUGCAAACUUAUCGACUCAAUCCCAGUCAAAGUGACAAAUCACAUUAGCCUUAAUUCUGUUCAGGGUAGAAUUUAUUCCAUGCACAUCAAAAAUAUAACUGAAGAGGAAUUACUCGAAGAACUAAAAAAAUUCAAGGUUAUCGAGGUCCGAAAAAUGAUGAAAAAAGAAAAUGAUUUAUUAGUUGCAACCGGAGCAGCUAUCCUCACUUUCGAUCAAAUUCGCCGUCCAAAUGAAGUUAAAAUAGGUUGGUUGAACUGCAAAGUCGAGGAAUAUAUACAAAAUCCAAUGCGUUGUGUCAGUUGUCAAAAGUUUGGCCACACCAAAAACCGAUGCACAAAUUCGGUGAUUUGCAAAGAUUGCUGUCUCCCUCCACCUCAUUAUAAAUGCGUUCGUAUUUACUGCAUUAAUUGCAACGACGAAAAUCACACUUCAUAUGAUCCCUCCUGCCCUGCCUUCCUCAGGUACAAGUCAGUCAACAAAAUCAAAGCGGAUCGUCGUUGCACUGUUCGCGACGCUUGGCAAAUUUAUAAUGAUAAUCCUAAUCUUCAUCAGCUACCACCACCUAAAAAAAGAAAUAGUUCGAAGCCUUCAAUGGCAGAGAUAAUAAAAAGAGAAUUGAAAAUGAGAAAAAUCUCUCAAACAUUCUCCAAUCUUCAAAUCCCGCUCCUACCUCAAUAA